Molecule: messenger RNA, 3741 nt
Organism: Eriocheir sinensis (Chinese mitten crab)
Lineage: Eukaryota; Metazoa; Arthropoda; Malacostraca; Decapoda; Varunidae
Exons: 2
Coding region: 214-1158 (314 amino acids)
Source: RefSeq, a predicted model, not a curated record
CACUCGCUCGGACUUAUUAAGCAGCGUACUAGCCGUAUACAUAAUCAGUAGUCGACUUCUUGUGUAUUAUCUGCUAAUAUCGCUGUGGUUACAAGAUUCUGAAGCCAUUAUCAACUUGCCCGACCUUCAAUCUCCAGUGAGUCAAGGUCGCCUGAAGUGAGUGAAGUUUGGAUACUUGAGCCUAUCGUCAACCAGACAGUGGGCACCCUCAAAAUGGCCCCCAUGAUCAGACAAGACACCCUGGACUUCCUGGACGACAUACUUGGGGUCAACUUCGACGAGAUCACGAGGCUGGCUACUAGUGACGAGAAUUUCCUUGACAACGACCUCCUUGUGGGCGCUGGACCCCAGCCUUCAGUGGUGGUGCAGCCCGCCAGCCCGGAGGUCACCCCCACCAUUGAGACCCCGAUUAUGGCCCACGGCGAGGAUUUCCUCUUUGAUAGCUCCAAGCUCAGUGGGGACAACGGCCUGGACACGAGUUCGCAGCCCCCGGAGUUUAUUCUCAAUCCUUACACCCAGCCUGCCUCUCCCGAGUUCCUCGUUCUGGAGAACGCCAUCCCAGAUCCCUUCUCACAGCAGCCCCUCAGCCCAGCGGCCGUCCCCCAGCAGGCUCUCAGCCCAGAGCCCUUCAGUUCCCAGUACCUGGAUCCAUCCCAGCUGUCCACCAGCCCUGAGUUCCUAACUGCCUCUCCUGCCAGUUCUUACAUGCUGUCCCCCAGCCCCGAGUCCCUGACUGCCUCCCCCGCUAGUUCCUACAUGCUGUCCCCAUCAUCCGUGUGUCAGGAAGAGGAGACGGACUCUGCCCCCCAGGCCAUCGUCGACGCCCCCAAGAAGCGCGGGCGUAAGCGCAAGUAUCCCGAGGGCAUGGCCCCCAGCCGCAGGCGUCCCAAGACACCCAAGGUGUACGAGAUGGGGCCGCUGGAUGACGACGAGAAAGAGAAGAAACGAAAGAACGCUGUGAAUGCCAAGAAGCACCGCGAAGCGCAGAAGGCAGAGAAGCUGCAGCUGUCUCUGGAGCUGGAGCAGGCCAAGGCCGAGCGUGACCAGCUGGUGAAGGUGGUGAAUCAGUUCAAGCAGCGGGAAGAACAGUUGCUGCAGGUUCUCAAAGUGUAUGGCAUAAAGACCAACAUCCUGCACGCCAACUUAGAGGGCCUGUGAACAGUGCAGCGGUGGUACCCCAGCAAUGAAUGACCCAGUGAGCUUUGGCGAGCUCACCUUGGCACAACUCAGCUGCAGCGAUUCCAGCCAGCCAGGCGCCACCACAGAAGUCACCUCAGCCAGCGACCUGCCGCGACGGAAAGCAAGUCAGCCAGCCGCUGCCAUGGAGAGCAUCCCAGCCAGCCAGCCAGCCAGCCAGAUGGUGCAACGGAGAGCACCCCAGACAAUGCCUUGUCCAGCCAUCCCUUCUCCAUCACCCUUCUCCUUUAACCACUCGGCCAGAGAAAGAAGGGCUUUGUUUGCCCCUCACUCGCCACACUUCACACAUCAUAACGGGUGUACUUACACCCUCACACAACACUUGACACUACAUGCACCCUCUCACUCCUGUACCCUGCAAACCAUGCAGAGCUUGCACUGUUAUAAUGAUGUGACAUUGGGCCGUAUUUUAAGACACCAUCGCUUCUCACAUCAACUAUUUCUAAAGGUCAAAGAGGGGAUCAAUCAGGUUUUCAUGAGUGUUUUUUAAGGUUCAUGGCACAGAAGAAGGGUCAAACUACCACCAGGGUCGUGAAAAUACCCCUGGAAAGGCCUACAGCUCUUAUGAAAGCCUUGUCAAAUAUGUGAACUUGGGCGACGAAAUGUUUUAAAAUACGACCCAUUACCCUGACCUUUGCCUUCCAGCAGCAGAUUAAUGCAGACCUUUGUUCAAUUCUUCCAGGUCAGUGUGUGGACAGCUGUGAUGUGAAGCAGUCCCCAGUGUUGAGGCGCCGGUCUGCUUGUACUCGGCCUCCUUGGCCAUGUCUCACCAGGGGACUCCCUGAGGAGGAGGAAGAGGAAGCAUCAGAUGUCAACCCAGCUUUCUGUUAAGGUGGUCAGUAUGUGGACAGCCUCUACUGCCUCCGCCCUGCCUGCCGGGAGAUGGCCAGGAUGAGGAAGAUGUAGCAGUUACCCAUGUUUUUCUUUGCAGGUGAUAGGUAGGUUAGGGACCAGGCACCAGUUUUAUUCUUAAUGCAUGAGAUCUACCUUUGUUUAAUUCAAUCGUCACUAACACUUUUCAUGCAGGUCUAUUAUUUUGAAGUGGUGGGUGGGGACCAGGCACCAGUUUUAUUUGUAAUGCAUGACAUGUACCUUUGUUUACUUUGAAUCGUCAUUUAAUAACCCUUUUCAUGCAGAGGUGCUAUUUUGAGGUGGUAGGUCGGUAGAGAGGCACUGCUUACUAUUAAUUCAUCUCAUCCUAACUCGAUAUCCACUUACUAUUUUUUCUUUAUAUUUUCUGUUCUGCAUAUUACAUACUGAUUUACAUAUCCUGUGUCUGUGUGUUUCUGGGUGUGGUGUAUGGCCCUUUUUGGACAGGGCAAGCUGUUAGUAGUUUUUCUUUGACUGUUUGUUUCCCCUUCCACCCCUUGCCCACCCCCCAUGCAUCACUGUUUGUUACGGGAUGAAGGGGUUUCUGUGUGCAUGUAUGUGUGCCUGUCCGCGUCUUCACGUACACAAACAUAUACACAAAAUACAAGUACACACACACACUCAUACAGGCAUACCUACACUUUUCUCAGUUAUUAGGGAAAAUCUUUUUAUUCAGAUAAUUCUUACUAUUCUAAUUCUGCUUUUAUAUUGGUAGUCAAUCUCCUCCCUUCUCUCUGGCUAUCUAUCUAUUCACCUCCCAUCUUUUCCUCUACUUAGCUUAGCCCGUUUUCUUUGUGCUUUUCCUCUCCUCUCUAUCUUCUAUAAUAUGUUUCAUGCUGUCUGAGGGACUAAAUAGGUUAUCACCACUUAUCAAGUUAUCUAUCCUCUUCCUGACUCUUCUUAGCAUUUUGUCCUCUGCCUUUAUUUUCCUAGCUUUUCCUUUCCAUGCCUUAUCUUUUCCUAUAAUAUCUUUCAUGCUGUCUGUGAGGGAUUGAGCAGUUAGAUUACCACCUAUCACCUCCCUAUAUUACCCAUUAAUGCUACCUUGUCAAGUAUACUGGAUUGCCUUAGUCUAGGAUAGAGCUUGCCAUUACCUGACUGUCAUAGUUCGGGCCCGUCCGACACUCCUUCAUUGAUCAAAUUGUAUUAUUUUUCACCAAGUCGCUACAGGUUUAUUUUUCACUGUCACUAUAGGUUUGUUUUUCUGUCACUAGGUUUAUUUUUCAGUCACUAGGCUUAUUUUUCACUCACUAGGCUCAUUUUUCUCGUCUUUAUUGGAUUUUUUUUUUAUAGUCUACAGGAUUAUUUGAGGUUUAGAAUUUUUAUAUAUUUUUUCUUAGCUAUUUGACUGGUUUGAUAUUUUUUUUCCUCAUUUUCUUUGUGGUUUUCAUGUUAUUCCGAGUUGAUGUGUCAAGUUCUUUGGGUGUUAAUCUUUAUUUAUUGACAUAAUUUUGAUAUUUGUAUUUAUUGACAUAAUUUUGAUAUUUGAAGUUAGAAUAGCUCUUAUUAAUCUUGUAACCUAUAUUAGCUAUCCUCAUUUUACAUUGCUUUCCUCUUGGUCAUUGAAAACAGUACAUAUAUAUACUUGUUUAUAUAAGUAUAUUAAUUUUUUUUUCCUAUGACGCGAUGGUGAAAGGUAUAUACGAUAAAUUAAAUAAUAAAAAAGGGAUUGGA